Molecule: messenger RNA, 4100 nt
Organism: Monodelphis domestica (gray short-tailed opossum)
Lineage: Eukaryota; Metazoa; Chordata; Mammalia; Didelphimorphia; Didelphidae
Gene: RAD18
Product: RAD18 E3 ubiquitin protein ligase
Biological process (GO): protein monoubiquitination; DNA damage tolerance
Cellular component (GO): Rad6-Rad18 complex; nucleus
Molecular function (GO): ubiquitin protein ligase activity; single-stranded DNA binding
Source: RefSeq, a predicted model, not a curated record
CGGAGCGGUAGUGACGUAAACCGAGGGCGGGUAAUUUCGACUGGCGGGAGAAGAGCGGUUACCGUUGCCAGUCGCUUUUCCCGGGUCUGGAGCCUCCCAACUCCUGGAACCACGAUGGCUCAGCUAGAGGAGGACCAAUGGCCUUCGCGCUUGGUCAAGAUGAAAGCAGUUGAUGAUUUGCUGAGAUGUGGAAUUUGCUUUGACUAUUUCAACAUUGCAAUGAUUAUUCCUCAGUGUUCACAUAAUUAUUGUUCUCUUUGUAUAAGAAAAUUUCUGUCCUACAAAACUCAGUGUCCAACCUGUUGUGUGACAGUCACAGAGCCCGACCUGAAAAAUAACCGGAUAUUGGAUGAACUGGUAAAAAGUUUUAGUGCAGCACGGAAUCAUCUGUUGCAAUAUACCCUAGAUUCACCACCAAUAUCUCCUCUGUCCUCCUCCAUAAAGAAUAUUUCUGGCAAAAUCCACAUUCCUAAAGUGCACACAGGUUCUCCCUUAAAACAAGAAAACAGAAGAAUGGAUUCUUACUUGGUAAAAGAAAUACAUUCUUCUAUAAAAACGCCAGAGAUGCCAAAGAAGGUCAAAGAAGGCAAAAUCAAUCCUUUAGGGAAAAAGUACUCCAGUUCUCCAGAGAUAAAAGGAGCAUCAAGGGAAGCAAGAGAGGCUCAAAGAUCCACUUCUCUUAAUGGCCCUGAGAAACCUUCUACAUCUGCUUUUAAGGAAGUUACUAAAGUGGAAUGUCCUGUUUGCCGUGUGAGUAUCCCUGAGGUCUACAUAAAUAAACAUUUGGAUAGCUGCUUAUCAAGAGAAGACAAGAAGGAAAGCCUUAGAAGUUCUGUUAAUAAAAGGAAGACAAUGCCCAAAGUUGUUUACAACUUACUCUCUGACCGGGACUUAAGGAAAAAACUCAAGGAACACGGACUGUCUAGUCAUGGGAACAAACAACAGCUUAUUAGACGGCAUCAAGAAUUUGUGCACAUGUACAAUGCCCAGUGUGAUUCUUUACAUCCUAAGUCAGUUGCUGAAAUAGUUAAAGAAAUUGAAAAUAUAGAGAAGACUCGAGUACAUCUUGAAUCAAAUAAGCUGAAUGAAAGUUUUCAGGUCAUGGUAUUUACAAAGAAUCAGACAGAAAAAGAAAUAGAUGAUAUUCACAGUAAAUAUCGUAAGGAACAUCAGAAUGAAUUUAAACAGCUAGUGGAUGAGGUAAAAAACCGGUGCAAGAAAACUGGCAUACCGCUGACAAAACAAAUAAAGAAAGAAGAGGAAUCCAUGGAAGAGUUCAUGGGAGAAGAUAGUAAACCAAUAUGCAAAGAUUUAAGCUCAGCUACAGUCCCAUUACCCCAAUCAAAGGUGGAAUCUCAGGUAGAGACGGAACAAGAUGCAGCAGUAGAUUCUUCUCAUUUAUCUGAAGUUCGGGAAACUCCUCUAUUCACAGCUUCAGAUUCAGGAAGCAGCUCUAGCUCAGACAUCAUAAGAGACCUCAUAGAGGAAAAGGAGUUUUCAGAAACAAGCUCCAGCUCAGACAUCAUAAGAGAUCUUAUAGAGGAAAAUGAGUUUUCAGAAAGAAGUUGUUCCUGCAUCUUGCUGCUCAAGUUGGCCUCUCAUCUUGUUGCCGAAGUUGUUGCAUUUUUGUCCCCAGUACACUUUUGUUGGCUCCACAUUUCUCAUUCAAGCAAAAAGGAGUUUUGGGAAACAGGAAUAAAAGCAAGAAGGUGAUUGCCCAAAAACCAUGUCGGUCAAGAUCUCCAGAUAGCAACUGUAGCAAUAGAAGAAGUAAGCGUAGCAAAACUUAGAGACUUCCUGACUUUUCUAAGUAUGGGGAUCAAAAUAUGCUACCUUUUGUCAUCUUAAGGAUUUCAGAUCCUUUGUUCUGUCUGUCUAUGAGGAAGUUAAAGAUUCUCAAAUUGGUUGUUUAUAUUGCUGAUAGUAAGUUAAUAUUUAGGCCAUCUUUCAUUUAGCACAGCCUUGCACAAACCAAAGAAGUCUUAAAGCCUGCUCAUUUGGUUCUCCAUUCUUUGUCCCACCACUAAACAAUUUUUUAUAUGUUUGUAACCCCCAGCUCUUGAAGGUGAAACAAUAUUGGCACAGUGGCAGACUCUUGUGUUUCUAUUUCUUAAAAGUUAAAUAUCUUACCUGGGCCAGCUAUUUUCCCAGCCCAACAGCUUUUGCUUCUUUCCCAUCCCAAUGAGACUAGCAAUAGGAAAACUAAGUGAUGGGAAAAGAAAGUACUCUGUGUGUGUGUGUAAGUGGGGUACAAACACUCAGGUGAGCAUUCACUUUAAUUUAGCAGAAUGUUAUCAUGCAUCUAGCUCAUUGACAGCUUGCUACAUUUGCAUAAGAGACUAAUAUUUUCACUUAACAAGUCAGCAAUGUUUUAAAAUAAUUAUAAAGUGUAUAAUAAUUUUUGAAAAAAGCACUUAAAGAGUUAAAUGCUUCCAUUGAUUAAUAGUUGUACUUUCUAAUUCCUAAACCACAUUCUUGAUAUUUUGUAUUCUGACAAUUAAAAUUUAUGAGUAAAUGAAUUAAAUGUUUCAUAUGUCAAUCUAAAUAUGCCUUUAUGAAAAGGAAAAUUGGAUAUAUUAUGUACUGGUACAACAUAUACUUCUCCAACAAGCACUCAAACAAAUCCAUUUUAAAAAUGCAUUUCCAGAGAAAAUAGUUUAUCAGUUGUUCAUCGAAAGGGGAGAUAUGGGCCCCUUAAUUUUGAAGUAUAGUGCUAAUUGUUGACUGUUGUGUUCAGCCAUAAUUUUUUUGCCUCUCUUUGCUGACUCAGUUUACAUUGUUGUGGUCAUUGUGUAUAAAAUAUGCCUAUAAAACAAUGUAUUCCAUGAAUAUUUUAGCCAUUAAAUCAUCUUGGGCUAGGAGGAAUUCCUACCUGUCUGCAGAUGGUCUGCUGGUGUCUAAUAAAUGCCUAUUAAAAUGUUAUCUGGUGUCUCUUCCCUCAGAUUUCUUACAACUCCAAAGCCCCAAAUCUCUGCUUCUCCAUUUAGCAUGCUGAGAGUUCAUUGAAGGACAGGAGCCAGGACUAGUAAUAUGAUGGCAACACAUUUAUUAAUGGGCCAGUGACAACACUAAUUUCUGCCCAUUUCCAAAGUCUGUCUCCAUUGAUUGGCUCUUCAUUAUGUGUUUGGGAGCUGAAGUUAAAAAGUGGAGUCUUAAUGUGUCUGAGGGUUGAGUAAUUUUCUAAUUAAAAUGACAUUUUCUCUUUUUUGUGACUACCCUGUAUCAUAUAGUUACAUAAGAAUGUCUCAUUUUGAUAAGCAUGGUUUGGAAUUUUAGAAAACUUGGAGCAAAAUUGUUGAACUUAGAAAGAUCUUUCAGGAGGCAAAUGUGAACAGUUUUAACCAAAUAGUGCUUAACACUGAAGGAUUUUUAUAUCACUUACAUGCUACAACAUAUGCUAAAUGAAGCAUCAUAUUAAAUUAUGUAACACAAUCUGAUGUGAAUUGUUUCCCAAACUCAACAUGCCAUUUCUUUUCUUUAUGACUUUUUGCAUGUUGUUUCCCAUGUCUGAAAUGUCCUCCCUCCUCACCUCCACUUUGUAGAAUCCUUAGCUUUCUCUAAGUUGAGGAAUAGCCUCAAUCCUCAAGCUACCUUUGAGAAGCCUUUCUCGACCCCUCUCCGUACCCUGAAUUGUUAGUGCUCUCUCCUUUCUGAAUUGACUUUGUAUUUACUUAUCUGUGUAGAUGUUGGUGAGAACAAUGUAAACUUGCUGUCAGAGAUUACUUUGCUUUUGUUUCUGUAUUCCCAGCACAUGGUGCAUAGUCGAUGCCCAAUAAAUGUUUGUUGAAUUCAAAUCAGUAGCUUCAUUUUAGUUGAAGGAUUUGACAUAAGCCCUCGGUGCCACCAAGGUAAAACAUUAAAUUGAAUUGUUUUUUACAGAUAUGUCAAGGAAUGCGUCCAGAAACUUCUCUAAUAAAUUGUAGCAAUUCUCUGCUAUUUUAAAAAACUUAAUUAGUGCCUAGAAGAUUUGGCCUUUAUGCUCUGGGGUUAUUUUGUUUGCCAUGUGGCAAUUUAGAAAUAUUAUAAUAAUAUGGGUGUGACAAGUGCAUAUGUAAUUAUUGUGAAUAAAGGUAAUAUGUUGCCCAUUUAUCAAUGUGAAA